Messenger RNA from Spinacia oleracea (spinach), 2898 nucleotides. Its product is annotated as homeobox protein ATH1. The record is from RefSeq and is a predicted model, not a curated record. The transcript has 5 exons. Gene Ontology annotation, molecular function: DNA binding. NCBI's taxonomy places the organism in Eukaryota, Viridiplantae, Streptophyta, Magnoliopsida, Caryophyllales, Amaranthaceae. The coding region runs from base 1000 to 2586 and encodes 528 amino acids. Gene Ontology annotation, biological process: regulation of DNA-templated transcription.
UCUUCUUCUCUUUAUCCUGAUUUAUGGGUCCAUCUCCUCUGCAUUUUUUUUUCCAAAUUUUCCCCCCUGUUUAAAUUUAAUUUUUAUGGAAAUUUUUUAGAGACUAUAUAUUCAAUAUUCCUUGUUUAAAUUUGGUUCUCUGAAAUGGGUUUCCUUUAUUUUGGACUUACAUUUGUGUUUUUUACUUAAAAUAGUGUAAUACUUUCACCACAGUUGUAUUUUCUGUGAAUAAAGUUUGGAUUUUUGCUUUUAAUUCAGUUGGGUUGUUUGCUUCUUGAAAGAGUAGUGGGAAAAAGAAUCACAUUUCCUGUUUCAUUUCCCAUUUUACUAUUCUUUUGCUUUGUCUUUGUUUCAAGUAAAAAAAAAAAAAAAAAAAAAAAACCCGAUAAUCCAAAGUCUACCAGACUCCAACUAAUCCGAGCCCGCCCGCUCGCACGGUCGAGCCCGGGGUGUUGUGAAGGGGGAAGGGGAAAACAGUUUCACAUUUGUCAUUUUCCCUUGAAAUUAUAGUUGUACCACUGUUGGAGGGAAAAGAGGCAACCAAUGAUUUCUUGUUUUGGGAUGUCCUUAGAAACCACAUUUAGGAAGGGCUAUUAUUGAUUCCUAUAACAAUAUAAAAAGGGAACUCUCAAACUCUCAUUUCAAAUCCUUCCCUUCACUUCAAUUUUUGAGGGUUUUUUUAUUUCUAUGAUUUGGGUGUAAAAUCAAUCAAGUCUAACAUUUUAGGAGGUUGAAUAUUCUUAGACCCUCUUCAUUGUUUUGUUUACUUUUGGCAUAGUUUUUGAGUGGAGCAAUUUGGGAUUUUUUUAUUGCUCUUAAGAAGAAAGAAAGGUAAGUUUAUGGAAUUUUGCAAGUCUACAUCUCUUUGAAGAUGAUUAUGGAUGAUCCUGAUUGCUAAUGGUAAAUUGGUAAUUGCGCGAGCUGAUUCUAGUGGUCAGAUUUACCAAAUGUGGAUAGUGAAUGCCUGAUUUUAUUGUUGAUUUUUCUGAAAGAUAGAUCAUGGAGAGUGAACCACACAUGCAACUAGAUUUUCCCAUCUGUAUACCAACAGCCCUUGACGGAAUGCCUUCUCAAUCAUUAUCAGAAUCGCAUCUUCGAACCAAUUUCUUUCAACUAAACACUCAGAAUGAUAGCCUGCUCGGAUUUCCAUCUGUGCAAGGGCAUUCCUUCAAAGAUAUCCAUGGUGAUAAUAAAGCUGUCAACUAUGAUGGAUUAUUAAUCAACAGAGGUAGUAACUUCAACUUUCAAGAGCUUUUCUUGGGAGGCACCUCUGUUGUUUCUGGACUCAAUGAUGCUGCAAACAAUUCAAUCAUAUCUCUACAACAAGAAGCUCCAUCAGAAUCUCUAGGAGCAAUGUUCUCUAAUGGUUGCUCCUAUGCCUCAAGUUCCUCCAUUCCCAGCAACCUAAACUCAUGCGGCUAUGAUGAUGGUUCAUUUGGUUAUUUAAAUGACAGAUUUCCGAUGCAACAGGAGCUGAGCUGGAGAGCAUCAACCUCCGAGUUUGAACCAAUACGGUUUCAUGGGAGUCAAGAUGCAAGUAACGAGUGGGUAGUGCCAAGCUCUGCUAAUAUUUGCACAACUCAUCAUCAUCCUUAUGUAACUUCUCGAUCUCAUAACGAGCUUUCUCUGAGUUUAGCUACUUCUCAUUCUCAAACAAGGAUAGGUUCAGAACACAGUUCACAUCGUACUAAGGAGCUCUCAAAUAAUAAUAAUAAUAGGUCAUUCCAGUUUCCUCCAGUAGUAUCUGGUUCAAGAUAUCUUUCCGUGUUGCAGCAAAUACUUUCAGAUGUCUCAAGCUACUCACUUGACGGUUUAGACAAAACCAGUUUUCACAGUAACAAUUACUUCGAUCCAGGGUCUUCAUCAUACAAAAGUUCCAAUGAGUUUCAUGACAAUGAUGGAUCAUUUGAAGUUCCAUCUGGAAGUUCAAAGAGGUCACAGAUGUUAUCUCUUCUACAAAUGGUGGAUGAUCGUUACAACCGUUGUUUAGAUGAGAUACACAUGGUAGUAUCUGCAUUCCAUGCUGCAACUGAAUUAGACCCUAAAUUGCAUUCUUGUUUUGCUCUUCAAACAAUGUCAUUCUUCUACAAAAAUCUGAGGGAGAGAAUCAGUAAUCAAAUACUAGCUAUGGGAAUGGAUAAUAAAGGAAGUGCUAGAGACAACUCUUUUGACAAAUCAUUCAUUCAAAAGCAGUGGACAAUCCAGCAAUUGAAGAAAAAAGAUCAACUGUGGAGACCUCAGAGAGGCUUACCAGAGAGAUCUGUUUCAGUACUACGAGCAUGGAUGUUCGACAACUUUCUUCACCCGUACCCAAAAGAUGCAGAGAAACACUUGCUUGCAGUCAAAAGUGGAUUAACAAGGAGCCAGGUUUCAAAUUGGUUUAUCAAUGCUAGAGUCCGUCUCUGGAAACCUCUAGUUGAAGAUAUGUGUUCAGAGAUAAAUCGAAGAAAGGGGAGUCGCCAAAACGAAGAAGAAACCAACAAUAGUAAUAACAGUAGAAGCCAGUUAAGGAUUUAUGACUACGAUCAACGAGAUUCAGCAAUUGAACAACACAGAGAAAAGGGCAGUGUGCGCAGUUACUGGUAGGCGCUAGUUGGUUUUGGUAAGGUGAAUAUGAAUAUAAAUUAUAUACAGUAUGUCUCUCUCUAUGUAUAGUAUAAUUAGGCUAAUAUUAGCUUUUGCCUAGAAGAUCAAUGCAAUUGUACAUAAAUGCUUAUAUGAGGACUCCACUACUUCCUGGGUUUGCUUUGCUACAAUUUUGCAAGCUUCCAUGGGAGUUUGUGGGUUGUCUUAGCAUUUGGGUAGGAAGGAUCACAUUUUGGUAUUUUGUAUGUGGGGUUUUUAAUGCAUUGAAUUUGUUUAUCUUAAAAAAAACUUGUUUUAAAACUUCUUGAUUGA